AUGAUCUCAAAGUACCAGUUCAUGCAGCAAAACACCCAACGGCGAGCUGCAGGUCUCAAGGACAAGAUCCCCGACAUCCAAAAGACACUCGAGACAGUGCGCUUCCUGAAGUCGCGGAAAGACGACGCAGAGCCUCUCGAGACUACCUUCGAACUCAACGACACACUCUACGCCAAAGCGGAAGUUCCCCCUACCGACGAAGUCUACCUGUGGCUCGGCGCCAACGUUAUGCUCUCGUACUCUAUACCCGAAGCCGAAGAGCUGUUACAAUCGAAAUUGUCGACUGCGAAACAGAGUCUGGGCACUUGUGAGGAGGACUUGGACUUCCUACGUGAACAGAUCACAACACUCGAGGUCGCUUUCGCGCGGGUUUACAACUGGGAUGUUGCACAACGGAGGAAAGAGAGGGAGGGAGGCGAGUCGACAGAAGAGAAGAAGGGUGCAUCGUCAAAAGAGUGA
Alternaria incomplexa is the source of this 459-nucleotide messenger RNA. RefSeq names its product peptide chain release factor 1 (gene PRF1). The transcript is spliced from 3 exons. NCBI's taxonomy places the organism in Eukaryota, Fungi, Ascomycota, Dothideomycetes, Pleosporales, Pleosporaceae. The coding region runs from base 1 to 459 and encodes 152 amino acids. The record is from RefSeq and is a predicted model, not a curated record. Gene Ontology annotation, cellular component: cytoplasm; prefoldin complex. Gene Ontology annotation, biological process: tubulin complex assembly; protein folding; microtubule-based process. Gene Ontology annotation, molecular function: tubulin binding.